AUGGCAGAAACUUCGAACUAUCAUUACAUUAUAAUCGGUGGCGGUAUCGCCGGCUCGGUAGUCGCAUCUCGCCUUCAUGAAAAACAUCCCAGUUUGUCCAUUCUUCUCAUAGAAGCAGGACCAGAUGUCUCCGACAAUCCAUUGGUGACCGACUCAGCAAAUGGACCAUUUCUCGUAGGAUCUGAACUGGACUGGGGCUAUUCUACAGUCCCGCAGCGUCAUCUUAACAAUAGAGCUUUGCCCAACAACGCGGGGAAAGCUCUAGGAGGAGGGUCAGCCAUCAACGCAGGCGGAUGGAUACGUGGCGAUGCAAAUGAUUACAAUGCAUGGGGAAAGCUGGUCAACGACCCCAGAUGGAGUUAUGCUGGAUUUCUCCCCUAUUUUCACCGCACGGAACAAUAUCACAAAGCAGGACUAGACACCCAGCACGGCUACGAAGGUCCUCUCUACACCCAAUCAGUUUCGUCUACCGACCGGAACUAUCCCUUGCGCGAAAAUAUUCGAAAGGCAUGGGAAUCUAUCGGCAUAAAUUACAACGCCGAUGCCAAUUCCGGCUCACCACAAGGACUUGGCGAGCUUGUAGAAAAUCGCAAAGAUGGCCAAAGACAAGUUGCGAGUACAGCAUAUCCACUUACCGGCGUUCAAGUCAUGACAUCGACCUUGGUGGCACGUGUACUCAUGGACACCCAAGGAUUGAUACCGAGGGCGACGGCCGUUGAGCUUGCAGACGGCAGAAAAAUUGUCGCUACGAAAGAAAUAAUUAUCUCUGCCGGUGCAUUCCGCACGCCUCAGAUCUUGCUACUUUCUGGAAUCGGGACAAAAGGAGAGUUGGCUAUCCAUGGCAUCCAGCAGAUAGUUGAUGCGCCAUAUGUCGGAAAGAACCUCCAUGAUCACAUGUCAGUGGCUCAAUGGUGGAAAUUGAAAAACCCAGAAGCAGGAUACGCUCUUGGAUCCCCCCUAUUCAACAAUCCCAACUUCAAGAAAGGCACACCUAUGGACUGGGUCGUCACAUACACAGUUCCUCACGAAGGACUCAAAGCCGCCUUGGCCAAAGAUGAGGGGAUAGUAGAUGACAUGCAUCCGCUUUUGAGCCCAGCCCGCUCUCAUGUAGAAUGUUUCACGGUCUACGUUGGGGUCAACAAAUCUGAUCCCAUUAUACCUAUGGACGGCAGCCAUGUCACGACAGUUGUGCUUGGUGGCCUUCCGACUUCGAGGGGAAGUGUCAAGUUGGCAUCGACUGAUCCGACUGCAGCACCAGUCAUUGACCCAAAUUAUUUUUCAACGGAAGCCGAUCGAUACGUGUUGCGCACAGGACUAAGAAAAAUAAUGGAGGCCAUGUUGAGCACCGCAGAGGGGCAGGCUUUGAUAGAGACGGAAACUGUAGCAGCUGGAGAGAAAUCGUUGGAUUGGAAGGCCGAGGAUGCGGAGCUUGAUGAACGCAUCAAAGCACGCGGAAAGACUGUGUAUCACCCUGCCGGGACUGCUGCUAUGGGCAAAGUCGUAGAUAGCAGUUUGUGCGUAUAUGGAGUCCAAGGACUACGUGUCGUUGAUGCUAGUGUACUUCCAUUGCCUAUUGCGGCUCAUUAUCAGGCUUGUAUUUAUGCUCUCGCUGAGCAGGCCGCUGAGAUUAUUGGAGCCAGCUAG
Molecule: messenger RNA, 1644 nt
Organism: Sclerotinia borealis F-4128
Lineage: Eukaryota; Fungi; Ascomycota; Leotiomycetes; Helotiales; Sclerotiniaceae
Source: the annotation of a GenBank genome assembly